AUGACGAAGGAUUCGACCUUUGAAUUCGAGAGAAAGAGGAACAGGCCUGAGAGAUAUGACAGGAUUCGCAUUCAGAAAACUCUCGAGGUUAUGAAGGAGAUCGUCAACAUCAGACAGGCGAGGGAGAUUGCUCACCAUAAACAAAGGAUGAAGGGUAACAAAUCUAAGAUGAUUAAAGUGGAAAGGAAGGAAUUAGAUGAUCAGCGUGUCCCAAUCCUUAAGCCUGUGGGAGUCCAAACUCCACCAAAGAUUAAAGUGCAGAUACAAAAAAACCAGAUUCAUGCCAUGGAAGAGUGA
Messenger RNA from Papaver somniferum (opium poppy), 297 nucleotides. RefSeq names its product probable ribosome biogenesis protein RLP24. The record is from RefSeq and is a predicted model, not a curated record. The transcript has a single exon. Lineage: Eukaryota; Viridiplantae; Streptophyta; Magnoliopsida; Ranunculales; Papaveraceae. Bases 1 to 297 code for a protein of 98 amino acids.